AUGCUCACAAUGUACUCUGGCACCAAGCUUGCAGAGCUGCCGCCUGGAGUUUCUGCAUCGCCGUCUCCACAGCUGCGACAGCGAACCACGUCGACGCAGUCGGUACCCACGACCGAAUCCACACACACAAACGACUACCGCGAAGAGAGGCGGCGCGUGCACCAUGAGGCCGACAUCGUCAUCGUUGGCGCCGGUAUUCUUGGAUGCGCAGCGGCUGUCGCUUUCGGCAACCAGGGCAGGAGCGUCAUAUUGCUCGAGAAGAGCCUAAAGGAGCCUGAUAGGAUUGUAGGCGAGCUGCUGCAACCUGGUGGCGUCAAUGCCUUGGAGAAGUUGGGCAUGAGGGAUUGCCUCGACGACAUUGACGCCAUUCCCUGCUACGGUUACCAGAUCCUCUACGGCAAGGAAGAGGUCCACAUCCCUUACCCGGACAACCUGCUCACAUCUGCGCCCUCGAAAGCACCCGAAGGACGAUCCUUCCACCACGGCCGCUUCAUCUCCAAGCUACGUGCAAAGGCCAAGGCCACGCCCAAUGUCACUGUUGUUGAAACAACCGUCGAAUCCAUGGUCAAGAGUGACUACACAAACCAGGUCGUGGGCGUAUCAUCCAAGACGGCCGGAGAGCAAGACUACUACUUUGGUGCCGUCACCCUCGUGGCAGAUGGUUACGCCUCCAAGUUCCGCAAAGAAUUCAUCCCUCACCAGCCCCAAGUACGCAGCAAGUUCUGGGGCCUCGAGAUGAUCGACGCCCAACUCCCCAUGCCAAACCAUGGUCACGUCAUCCUCGCAGACGCACCUCCAAUCCUCAUCUACCAAAUCGGCACCCACGAAACCCGCAUCCUCGUCGACAUACCCGACAAUCUGCCCUCAGCCAGCCCCAAGAACGGAGGUGUCAAGAACCACAUGCUCAACGUUGCGCUGCCCCAACUCCCAGAAUGCGUCCAACCCGCCUUCCGCAAAGCAAUCGAAGCCGGUAAACUGCGCUCAAUGCCAAACAGCUUCCUACCUCCUUCGACGCAAAGGCAGGCCGGACUCAUCAUCCUGGGUGAUGCCAUGAACAUGCGACAUCCCCUCACUGGUGGCGGCAUGACUGUUGCGUUCAAUGACGUAGUCCUCCUCUCCAACCUCCUCUCGCCCGCCAACGUACCCACAUUAGAGGAUACACCCGCCGUCUUGUCCGCCAUGUCCACCUUCCACUGGCAGCGUAAGAACGGAUCUUCCGUCAUCAACAUUUUGGCCAUGGCUCUCUACAGCCUCUUCGCCGCCAACAACCAAUACCUAGAGCUGAUCAAGAAGGGUUGCUUCAAGUACUUCCUCCGCGGCGGCAAGAGUGUCAGUGAGCCUUGUGGUAUGCUCGCUGGUCUCAUCACCCAUCCCUGGAUGUUGGUGUGGCACUUCUUUUACGUCGCCUUCUAUGCCAUCUGGGUUCGGUUGCAGGAGGUGCCAAUCUACAAAGCACCAUACACGCUGUGCGUUGAGAGUGCUAUGGUUGUUUGGACAGCCAUCUGUGUCAUUGGUCCGUAUCUUGUUGCUGAGGUCAAGAUAUAG
Molecule: messenger RNA, 1545 nt
Organism: Alternaria burnsii
Lineage: Eukaryota; Fungi; Ascomycota; Dothideomycetes; Pleosporales; Pleosporaceae
Product: squalene monooxygenase
Exons: 2
Coding region: 1-1545 (514 amino acids)
Biological process (GO): ergosterol biosynthetic process
Cellular component (GO): membrane; endoplasmic reticulum
Molecular function (GO): flavin adenine dinucleotide binding; squalene monooxygenase activity
Source: RefSeq, a predicted model, not a curated record